AUGGGCCUCUCCAGCGGCCUCCACGACGUCUCCGGCUCGGCGCCCCUGCCGCUGCUCCUCCUGGGGUCCCUCGCCUCCGCGCUCGCGUCCCUCUUCUCCGUCGUCAGCUCCCCUAGCGCAGGCGCCAGCGCGAACACAACUGCCGCGCCCCCCACCGCCUCCGUCCGUUUCUCCGGCCUCGACGCGCUCGUGGCGCUGGCGGACUAUCUCGCGGCAUCUUAUGUCUCUACCGCGGAUGGGGCCACCGCGGCGGCAGCCGGCGACUGCACGGUGUGUCUGUCGGCUAUCGCGGUGGGUGAGCGCGUGCGCACGCUCGCGUGCCGGCACUCCUUCCACGCCGCCUGCCUUGACGGUUGGUUCGACCAGAGCAGCCUCUCCUGCCCGCUCUGCCGCGCCGGACCUGCCGAGCGAGAUGACCACGCUGGGUGCCGCGCCGGCGAGGAUGCCGUCUCGUGGUUCGCCCGUUUCUGA
This is a messenger RNA of Setaria italica (foxtail millet), 471 nucleotides long. Its product is annotated as E3 ubiquitin-protein ligase RHA2A. Gene Ontology annotation, molecular function: ubiquitin protein ligase activity. Bases 1 to 471 code for a protein of 156 amino acids. Gene Ontology annotation, biological process: protein ubiquitination. The transcript has a single exon. NCBI's taxonomy places the organism in Eukaryota, Viridiplantae, Streptophyta, Magnoliopsida, Poales, Poaceae. The record is from RefSeq and is a predicted model, not a curated record.